Schistosoma guineensis is the source of this 3560-nucleotide messenger RNA. The record is from the annotation of a GenBank genome assembly. Lineage: Eukaryota; Metazoa; Platyhelminthes; Trematoda; Strigeidida; Schistosomatidae.
UAUUUAGAUUGGAUUGGAACAUCAUAAAAUUUGUGCGUAGCAUACAAGCACCAGAUUGUGUAAUUUAUGGGUUUUGUUCAGCUCUUACCUCUUCUACUCUUACUCAAACACAGCCGGGAACUAACAGUUUACACUCUGUUAAUAAUUCUGCGUGUGUAUCGCAACCACAAAAUUCGAACAUAAUAUCACAACAGGGCAGUGGUUUGAUGAAUAACACAACUGGUGGCUCUGUUCCAAUUAAUCGACCAUUUGUACCUGUAAAUACAGGCGUACCGACUUCGAUUCCAUCUUCUAGUAUUAUACAACCACCGAUUGAUCCUAUAUUAUCCUCGAAUACGGGUGUGAAUUCACUUACAAGUGGAUCAGGAAGUGCGGGUUUUCCGAAUUCAAUACCUGGUUACCCAUUCUUAAUGUGUGAUAAUGUUGAAGUUAAUCGUUUUGUACUAUACUCCUUAUUACAAAUGUAUCAUACGUUUGAUUUGGAAGAAGCAAGUGGAAUUCGGCCGAAUCUAGUUGAACAAAUUCGCUCCAUGUGUGAACAGUGUGGUCCAAAUAGUCUGAUAGAUUUACCUCAGCUAAUCACAAAACGUUUGCCUGAUUUUCUAAUUCUUGUUAUACGUCAGUUAACUAAUCCAAACACAGGUGAAUUUAACAUUGGUAGUCUCCCAUCAUCGGAUCCCAUGAAUGUAGAGUCAAUCGAAUCAACUUUACCGUAUACAGAUAAAUCUACUAGUUUAUCUAAACUUUGUUCAAUGGUACAAGAGGAGUACACUUGUUUUUCUAAUGGGAAUUUUGAAUGGAGCAAUGCAGUUAGUCGGAGUAAUGUGUUCUUAUGUUUAUUGUUUCGGUAUUUUAUGGAAUAUCAAAAUAUACCGAACAAACCAAUCAGUCUUUUACACCAUAUGUCUGCCAAAUUUCUCAAUCGACAACUUCGUAUGCUUUGUGACUACAUAGUGUCUUCUUUGACAUUCACUGCACAAGUGAAUUUUACAACUGAAAAGUGUCUUUCUACAUUGUCAGAUUUCUGUGUACGUUGGCGUGUUGUUUCGUUAGAUCGAUUUCUAUUGUUCUUGCUCAUGCAUACAAGAUACCAACACUCACAACUCUUUACUGUAAAUCGAAUCAUUGUUUAUCUGUUUACACAAUCGGAGCAAAUCACUAAUGGGAUAAACUAUUUGGAUAAAAAAUAUGAGGCUAAUUCCAUUAAUAGCGAUUCAAGUACACUGAGAAAAUCACCUCAUUCUGACCCAUUGUCUAGUCGGGAUUGGUUUUCGUGUAUUCGUGCUUUGCAUGAAAUUAUUCCUGAUCAAUGGAUUACGUAUCCAAAGACUUGUACAAUAUCUUCUAAUACUAGUAACGAUCCAUCAGAUGAAACCGACAAACCUCCUUAUUUACCUGUAUUCUAUGGUCACUUGUUAUUACGUUUGCUACCAUUGUUAGAAGUUGUAAUAAUGCAGUUCUUAAUGUGUGAAGUUCCAUUUGUUCUAUUGAUACCAUUUUGCCGAGCUGUUGCUCCUUUGUUUCGUUAUCACAGGCGUCCAGUUAAUAUCUGCUAUACAUUAUUACGUGAUCAUGCCGAAUUCACUAUGAAAGGUUUACUGUAUAAAUUAUCAUAUCUAGGCUAUCCAGCAUAUCAUUCACAGUUGCCAGUCACUAAAUUUCUGGAUACUUCACCUUCAUCUGAAUCAGAUAUUGACAAAAUUCCAUGGAUUGUUGAUCGUUUAUUGUGUCAGUUAUUCGUUCACUGCAUAAUUAGUAAACACCAGCAGCUAGCUAUGAAAGCAGCGUUAACUCGUUCUUCAAAAGGUUUUGACCAACAAUGUAGUUCUGUAAAUGGUAUAUUUACACAACAAGGGUGGAAUAAUCUUCAGUUGUGUGUAAAGCAGUCAGAAGUAUUUUACGACGUAAUAUGUAGAAAUCCCAGUAAUGUUACUAGUGAUUGCAAUGUUGUUCAUGAUAACACAGAUCGGUCUGUUGUGAAUAUUUUACUUAAUCCAGAAUCAUUUGAGACACAGUUCAGGUCAAUGUUUAUGACAUGGUAUUCCUGUAAUAUAUUUAAAUACAAUUGGGAACAUUUAUUUGGAUUGAUUGAUCCAAUAUGUAAAAGCAACCAAAGACAUGGAAUUUAUGGGCAUUCAGCAGCAUGGAGAAUUUGGAAUUAUGAAGAGUCCGUAUGCAUUCAAACUGCAGGAUUAUAUGCUGCCUCAAUUGAACUAAUGUCCAAUUUUAUGUUGCCUAAUGAACUGACAUCAGUUGUGUCUGAUUUCCUAACUAAUUGUGCGAAACAUAUAAAUUUCAAUCAACUACAAAAUAUCACUGGCGCACUAGCUGUUAUUUUACCUAGUGUUUACCGAUUUCCUCUGUUUAAAUUUUGCGUCACCCUAUUCAAUGACCCAAUUCUUUGUGACACCACACCUGAAUCGAAUCCAAUAGAUCCAGAUAAUAUGUUCACGUGUAUCUCUGAUGUAAAGUUUACUAAUGAUCAUAAUACUAAUACUAAGUGGCGUCGUUCGUCAAGAGCUUUACGUCAUAGAAAAUUGCUAGAUGUUAAUUUAACCUCUGUAGAUAACGUCACUUUAACAUCUGAAGGUGCAUCAUUUAAAGACGGAAAUACUUCACUGCUAAAACCACCAAAAGUAGCUUUACAUUUCUUCGAAAAAUAUCUUCCAUUAGAUCAGAAAACAGACUCUGAUUUGGUCGAUACACUUAGUAAUGGGGGCUGUAGUGUUAUUGAGAUAUCACAUCAAAGUGCUGAAGCAAGCCAAACUCUGAAGGACAAUUUCAAUAACUCGGACUUUUCGUCCGAUGUGACGGAAUACCUGAUUAAAGCUAAUUUAUGGCAUUCAAUUUGGGCACAUGCUAACACAUCACAUCUAGCAUCGUUACCUGGCAUUUUCUCAGAUCUCAUCUUACCGGAAUUGCACAAUGAAGCUCAACUACUGAUGGCAUUUUAUCUGGUUGCACCAUUAAUGGGAUCUUUGCACUCAGAGCGUCCAGCAAAAUUAGUCGAUUUAACUGCUGAACUUUACAAAGCUGUUUGGAAAGUUGAUACUAUUUUAGCUAAAUCAAACUAUCAAAACUCCAGUGAUUCGGAAAUUUCAAUGGAUAUAAGUAAUUCAAAACAACUAGGCGAACAUUUACCUUCGGAAACCGGUAUACCAUUAGUACAUGUUGAUACAAUUGCUGAUUUAUUGUAUCAUAUUAAAUAUAUGUACGUAGGCAAUGGCGUGCUCGAUCAAGUUCGCCCACUACUGCCACAACUUCGACCAAGUUUGCGUAAACGUCUCAAAUUCAUAUUACCUCAAGAUCCAUCGGUAUCACAGCAGCAACAAAAUCAAAAUGAUUCACAUCCAAUAUUUGAAGGUCGCGUAUAUCGUGCAUCUAUUAAACCUCCAUUGUGUAAUGGAGACUUUUAAAUUAAAUACUUUAUAUUCAUUUCUUACUGUUUGCAAAUGUAUGUAACAAAUUAGUGUGAUCAAUGAAGACAAUGCUUUAAUUUCUUUGUGUACCACCGACACAGCUGUAUUUAUUGUGUAUAAUAAAAGCUAUUUUUAUAUCUA